Spirodela intermedia is the source of this 22816-nucleotide messenger RNA. Lineage: Eukaryota; Viridiplantae; Streptophyta; Magnoliopsida; Alismatales; Araceae. The record is from the annotation of a GenBank genome assembly.
AUGGAUCAGGGGCUUUUGGAGGACUUCGGUCAGAGGAUCGACCUCACCCGGAGGAUCCGGGAGGUCUUGGUGAACUAUCCGGAGGGAACCACCGUGCUCAAGGAGUUGAUUCAGAAUGCCGACGACGCCGGUGCUACUAAGGUGCGCUUCUGCCUGGACCGGCGAUCGCACGGCGUGUCGUCACUGCUAUCAGACAAGCUGGGUCAGUGGCAGGGACCGGCGCUUCUGGCCUACAACGAUGCCGUAUUCACGGAGGCUGAUUUUGUUAGCAUCUGCAACAUCGGGGACAGCAAGAAGCAGGAUCAAGUGUGGAAGACGGGGCGUUUCGGGUAGUUAUGCAAACUUGUCCUUUUUCCUUUGUAAUCUCAGAACUGGAUAAAUGUUGUCGUUACUUCUGUCAUGUCGAAUGGGCGACAUCUAAUUAUUGCUCCGAAUUGUACGCUGUAAAAAGGGUCUAAUCUUUCUUAAUCACGACCCGUAAAUAAGUAAGAAUGUGUUUAAAUAUUUCUCUAUCGAGCUUCCGGAUUAAGGAAGGCUAGUAGACUUGUGAAGCCUCGCGAAUUGCUCUUGCUUUUAAUUUUUAAUUCCAUGGAACACUCGUUGCCAUUUUAAUCCCAUUCACGCCUAUAAUAUAUUGACAUCGUUUAUCUACGGGUCUUUGCGAAAUUAAAAGCUCUCAAGGUCACCUUAAUAUUUCUCAUCGCUUUAGCAGAUGGGUCUUUGCGAAAUCUCAAGAUCACCAUCCAAAACUAGCGACAGAGUGGAAAUUGAUAUUUUAUAGGAAAUUAUUUUCGACGACUAUUAUGUAGAGCUGUAAUCUGUUAAAGCAGUGGGAUAAUUUUUCGACAAAAUUUGCUUGGGAAGAACAGGCUUAAUGCUCUCUGAGCCUGUAGCUAAAUACAUUGACAUUUGAUGCAGUCACGUAAAUUUCCUUGACAGAGCAUUGUUGGAAUUGUUUUUCUAACUCUACCGUGAUUAUCUGAAUUCGGAUCCCGUAAUAAUCUAGAAUCCCUGAGUAGUAUGCCUGAUAUAAAGACCACCUGGUUGUGGAAGUUUCUUGUAAUUGGUUUCCUCUAGCUUUGUUGGAAAUCGAGAACCUAAUGUUGUGAAGAGACGGAAUUUUCGCAUCCCUGAUGAGUAAUUUACUUGUAAUGCUUAUUGGUUCCUGAUCAUACCAUGGGAUCGUAGUUAAUAUAAUUUGAUCCAUGUAAUGCUUAUGAUAAUAUUCAAAAUUGCAUUUUUAUUUAAUUUUAUGCUCAAUUAAAUUUUAUUUUUUUCUCAGGCUUGACUUUUUUUGUAUCCUUGGCAUUCUUUGUGUGGAAUACAUCUCUUUCGAAAAUGCAGCACAUACUGGCUAAUGUUUUCUUGCUUUCCUUGUGCAGAGUGGGAUUCAACUCAGUUUACCAUCUGACAGAUUUGCCAUCUUUCGUGAGUGACAAAUAUGUGGUGUUAUUUGAUCCGCAGGGUGAAUAUCUUCCUAAUGUUGCUUCUUCAAACCCUGGAAAACGUCUUGAUUUUGUUAGUUCUUCAGCUAUAUCAUUUUAUAGUGAUCAGUUCCUUCCAUAUUGUGCUUUUGGAUGUGACAUGAAGAGGCCUUUCCUUGGAACUUUGUUUCGAUUUCCUUUGAGAAGUUCAAGUCAGGCAGCAGUUAGUAAACUAUCAAGACAAACAUACGUAGAAGAUGACAUUAUUUCCAUUUUUUCUCAACUUUACAAAGAAGCAGUUUUUGCUAUGCUUUUCCUCAAAAACAUCAUCUCAAUUGAGAUGUACGUAUGGAAUAAUGGUACAGAUGAACCACGAAAAGUUUAUGCUUGCUCUAUCAAUUCAAUAAAUGAAAGUAUGACUCAGCAUCGCCAGGCACUUCGAAGGCUGUCUAGAUCAAUUGAAAUGGGCAAAAGAGAGUUUGAGUCGUUUUCCUUGGAUUUUUUAAGCGAAACACUUGUUGGAACACGAUUAGAGAAGAAAAUUGUUACUUUUUUCAUUGUGCAAGCAUUAGCAUCAUCGUCUAGUAGAAUUGGUGCCUUUGCUGCCAAUGCUGCCAAGGAAUAUGAUAUUCACCUUCUUCCUUGGGCAUCUAUUGCUGCUUGUAUAUCAGGUGGCUUAGCUGAGGUAUGUUAUCUCAUCUUGUGUGAUUACAAUCGAUGGUUUUCGUACUCUUUGGUUCUAUAUAAAUGAUGGACACUUCUCAUUGGCGUUCUUAGUUUCAUUUUUGUAUGCACAACAUGUGGAUUUCCUAUUCUUAAAUUAUUUGCUGCUUAUUAUUUUGCCAAAAAGAAGUUUUUAAUAUAUUUCCCUCUAUGUUUUGUCGUCAUAGUGACAACAGUAAUGUCAUAUGCUCAACUGACAUUGAGAAUUUAAACCAGUUCCUUUUUAGCAAAAAUGGUCAUCUCUGGACAAACAGGUCUAGAAACGAUUUUCAGCAAAAAGUAUCUGGUGAAAUAGGUUUCCACUGCAGAAUAUUUUAUUAGUGCACUCUUCAGUAGUUACAUUAGCAGCACAGAUCCGGUUCCCAUGCUGCUGUUGUUUGACCUGAAUUUUUUCGCCAGAGCUCAUCAGGUCAGUCUUAGCUCUUUUUUAACAGUCUGCUGUUGUUUGACCAGCUGGUUGAUAUUAACUGCUUCGGAUCUAACUAGUUGACAUUAAUGAACCUCAAGAAAGAUCUGCCUUUGCAGUGGCUUAUUGUGAUAUAAAACUGCUCACAUUUCCAUUGGAUAUGUGGACCGUCAUUAUCAAAUGAUGCUUAUACUAUGCAGGUUUGGAAUGAAUCGGUGAGAGAGUUUGAUUAUGUUUGUAAAAAUGGAAAUCAAAACUCCUCUUAUCUAAUGGACAGUGGGACUUUAUCUGAUGGUUGAACAUUAGCUAUCCACUUCGUGCUUGUUUUCAAAAGAUCGAGUAUUAUUGAGAAGGUUCAAGAUUUCAGAGGCUCUUUCUUUUGUCAGUGGUGGGGUAUUAAUGAUCAGAAGGUGUUAUAUCUAUUUUAGUGGGAUGAACAUGCAUAUGCCAAAAAGGUAGCGAAACGAUUGAUCAAAUAGUCUUGUAAAACUCUAUUGCACAUGCAGUUAUGGAGGUUGGGGGAGAGGGAUGCUUUGUGGCAAACAUCAUGUAGAUGAGUGCAAUCUCCCUCAGGAGUCUGGUUUUACAUGUGGUCAUGGGACCAUUGUACAUGGAACUAAAUUGCGGCCAGAUCGGCCAAGGCCAAUUAGAUCUAGGCCAAGAUGGGAUUGACCCCAUUGGAUGAUUAAAGUUUUUUAUGCAUGUACGGUCAAGCUAUUUGAGCCAGAUUCUUAGCAGAGUUACUUUUUAUGUGACAAGAUAGUUUAUAAUUUCCUUCAUACCUUGUUCCUAGCUUGUUCUUAUCUCCUAUCUUCAUUUCCUUUUUCUUUCCAUUCUUCCCCUUCUUCUACCUCUCUUGCUAGGGUUUUGUUCAUCUAUUUUGGGUGUUAUUUUGGUCGCCUGUUUUUUCUGUUAGGAAGAAUAGACAUGCUGCUGACUGUUGGUAACCAUUUGUGGACUGGAGCCAGGUUCAUAGACAAGGAUUAGUGUUUUCUAAUUGCUUUAAGAGUCAUAUUCUUUUUGGCUUGAAUGUAUUUCGUUAAAUUUUACCAUGUGGGUUAAUAUUUCCUCUUAAAUUAAUGGCCUUUUUUCAAUCUUACAGGAUGAUGUUCUUAAACAAGGCCAGGCAUUCUGCUUCCUUCCUCUGCCUGUGAAAACAGGCUUGAAGGUGCAGGUGAAUGGAUAUUUUGAAGUUUCCUCCAACCGUCGGAGCAUAUGGUAUGGGGAUGAUAUGGACAGAGGAGGAAAACUUCGAUCUGAGUGGAAUAAACUUCUAUUGGAAGAUGUUGUCGCACCAGUCUUCGGUGAGUUACUCGUUCGUCUCUCCAAGCAAUUGGGUCCCAGUGAGUUGUAUUACUCUUUAUGGCCCUUCGGUUCAUUUGAUGAGCCAUGGAAGUUUUUAGUGGGCCACAUUUAUGAGAACGUUGUUUCUAGCCCGGUUAUUUACUCUGAGAUUGGAGAGGGUACGUGGUUAUCACCCCUUGAGGCUUUUUUCCACGAUGUGCAGUUCUGUAGGAGCAGUGCCCUUGGUGAUGCUCUUGUCUCUCUUGGGAUGCCCAUUGUUUCUCCACCCAAGUUAGUGGUUGAAAUGAUGUUUCAUUGUGUUCCACGUUUAUGGCAGAGGGCAGUCACGCCUGCAACUGUAAGGCGUUUCCUUGAGAAAUCUGGACUCCUAACUCCAGUGAAUCGACAUCACAGAUUAGUACUUUUGGAGUAUUGUCUUAGUGAUCUAACAGAUGCUGAAGUGGGACAACACCUACAUGGGCUUCAAUUACUACCAUUAGCAGAUGGCGGGUUUGCAUCUUUUUCUGAAACUUCAACUGCACCUUCUAUUUUCGUAUGCGACGAAUUUGAAUACAGGUUGCUUGAAGGGGUCUCUGAUCAAGUAGUUGACCGUAGAAUUGGUUCUGAAUUGUUUGAAAGACUCUCUGGAGUUGCAACAGCCUCAACAACCAACAUUAAAAUGUUUAAAGCUCAAAAUUUCCUCCAGCUUCUUCCCAGAUUUUUCCCCAUUGAAUGGAAAUAUAAGAUUGGAGUGCCUUGGAAUGGACAUUCUGAUUCGAACCAGCCAACAUUGUCUUGGUUCAGGCUUUUCUGGCAGUAUCUUUGUAUGUAUUGCCACGAUUUGUCGAUCUUUAGUGAUUGGCCCAUCUUGCCUUCUACUUCAGGGCACCUCUACAGAGCUUCAAGAUUCUCAAAGUUGAUGAAUUCAAAACACCUAUCAGAUCCAUUGAAGAAUAUUCUCGUGAAGCUUGAUUGCAAGAUACUAGACCAAAAUUAUGGUAUUGAUCACGAGGACUUGCACCUGUAUGUUCACGAAGCUAAUGGGGGCGGUGUCCUGAAUGCAAUUUUAGACGUUCUUCCUACGGGUGAUGCUAUGUUUCAAAUGCUUUUCCAGAAUCUUUCGUCUGAUGAGAAAACUGAGCUUUGUAAAUUUCUUCUCGAUCCUAAGUGGUAUUACGAGGAUCUUAUGGAUGACUCCCAAAUCAGUGAUUGCAAGAAGCUACCUAUAUUCAGGGUCUACAAUGGACUUUCUGCAACCGUGUUUUUUUCUGAUUUAGAAAGCCCGAAAAAAUACCUACCACCGUGUAAUAUUCCAGAGCAUAUACUUGGAGGCAAUUUUCUUUGGUGUUAUUCCCAUAUAGAUGAGGAAAUUUUGGGAAAAUAUUUUGGAAUCAGACACAUGGAGAAGACCGUAUUUUACAAGGAAAAUGUAUUUAAUAGAAUUUCUGAGUUGUCAUUCGAGAUUUGUAAUCAGGUCAUGAUAAAUAUUUUACAUGAUCUCCCUCAGCUAUGCUCCGAUGAUUCAUCGUUUAAAGAAACAUUGAGCAACUUAGAAUUCGUGCCAACAAUUAAUGGGACUAGAGAGAGCCCGCGAUCUCUAUAUGAUCCUCGUGUUGAGGAACUGUAUGGUCUUCUAGAAGAUUUUGAUUGCUUUCCUCAUUGUUUAUUUCAAGAACCUGGCAUACUGAGCAUGCUGCAAUAUUUGGGCCUUAGGACGUCAGUUUCAUCAGAAACAAUUAUCCAGAGUGCCCGUCAUAUUGAGUCAUUGAUGCAUAGUGAUCCGUUAAAGGCAUAUUCUCGGGGCAAGGUCCUUCUUUCUUACUUAGAAGUUAAUGCUAGUAAGUGGGUGCGUAAGCCACAUUUUGACGGUGAGAAAAAAAUGAGCAGGAUGCUCUUAAAAGGUGCAUCAAGUUUUAGGCCUCAUGAUAUGUUUUUGGAGUCGGAUACGGAAAAGUUCUGGAAUGAUCUAAAAAUGAUAUCUUGGUGCCCGGUUCUGGUCACGGCUCCAUUUUCAUCUCUUCCUUGGCCCUCUGUAUCGUCUAUUCUAGCACCUCCAAAGGUAGUUAGAUUACCAGUGGAUCUGUGGCUUGUUUCAGCGAGCAUGCGGAUAUUGGAUGGUGAAUGUUCCUCCUCAGCCUUGUCAUCCACUUUGGGCUGGUCUUCUCCUCCGAGUGGAAGCAUAGUAACAGCCCAACUUCUUGAACUGGGGAAAAAUAACGAGAUUGUGACAGAUCAAGUACUUCGGCAGGAAUUGACGGUUGCAAUGCCAAAAAUCUAUUCCCUUCUGAUGGGUUUGAUUGGUUCAGACGAGAUGGAUGUCAUUAAGGCUGUUUUAACAGGGUGCCGCUGGAUUUGGGUGGGGGACGGGUUUGCUACUGUGGAUGAAGUUGUUCUUAGUGGUCACCUUCAUUUGGCUCCAUAUAUACGUGUUAUUCCUGUGGAUUUAGCUGUUUUCAAAGAGCUUUUUUUGGAGCUGGGUGUAGAGGAGUCCCUAAAGCCAAUUGAUUAUGCUAAUAUUCUUUGCAGAAUGAGCAGGAAAAAAGGCAAUGAUCCCCUUGACCGACAAGAGCUUAGUAUGGCUAUAUUUGUUGCGCAACAUCUUGCUGGGGUAUGUCACCAGGGUCUGCACGUUCAAAUUCAUAUACCUGAUGCUUCAUCUAGAUUAUUUCCUGCCUCUGAUCUGGUGUAUAAUGAUGCUCCAUGGCUGCUCGAUCUUGGAGAUGGUUUGACUAGGAAAAUAUCAAAAACCGACUUGUACUCAGAGAAGGAUGUUUGCAAAUUUGUCCAUAACAAUAUCUCCAAUGAUGUUGCCGAAAAACUUGGUGUCCGCUCACUUCGUAGGAUUCUCCUUGCUGAGAGUUCUGAUUCAAUGAAUUUGAGUUUAUCUGGGGUUGCAGAGGCAUUUGGACAGCAUGAGGCUUUGACAACUAGGCUUAAGCACAUUAUUGAAAUGUAUGCAGAUGGACCAGGAAUUCUUUUUGAGCUUGUUCAGAAUGCAGAAGACGCUGGAGCUUCUGAGGUGUCUUUUCUCUUGGAUAAGACACAGUACGGGACCUCAUCUAUUCUUUCCCCUGAAAUGGCUGAAUGGCAGGGACCUGCUCUAUAUUGUUACAAUAAUUCUGUUUUCAGCCCGCAAGAUCUUUAUGCAAUUUCACGGAUUGGUCAGGAUGGAAAGCUUGAGAAACCUCUUUCGAUUGGAAGAUUUGGGCUCGGCUUCAAUUGUGUUUAUCAUUUUACUGAUAUUCCAGGUUUUGUUUCAGGGGAAAACAUUGUGAUUUUUGAUCCUCAUGCAUGCCAUCUUCCUGGGAUAUCCCCAACCCAUCCUGGUUUGAGAAUCAGAUAUGCUGGAAAGAGUAUCUUGGAACAAUUUCCCGAUCAAUUUGCCCCUUUCUUGCACUUUGGAUGUGACUUAAAAAGUUCAUUUCCAGGCACCCUCUUCCGCUUUCCACUCAGGAAUGAAAUUGUUGCUUCUAGAAGCCAAAUAAAGAAAGAGAAAUAUUCACCUGAAGAUGUUCAUUCACUAUUCUUGUCUUUUUCUGAAGUUGUAUCUGAGGCCCUGCUUUUUCUCCGCAACGUGAAAACUGUGUCUAUUUUUGUGAAGGAUGGGCCGGAUCAUGAAAUGCAACUUUCUUACCGUGUUUCUAGGCUUAAUGUCAAUGAACCUGAUAAGGAGCUGCAUCCUCUUCAUAACUUACUUAGCUUUGUUCAUGGAAAUUCAAUGAAUGGAUUAACAGAAGAAAAGUUCUUGGAUAAAUUAGGUAAAACUGUGGACAGAGAUCUGCCAUGGCAUUGUCAGAAAAUUGCAAUAGCUGAAAGACAUAUGUCUAUUGGAAAGUUGCAUUUUUGGUUGAUCAGUGAAUGUAUUGGUGGCGGAAAUGCCAAAGAAAAAUCUCUUUUGUUAGCCAACAGGUCUCAUAAUUUUAUUCCUUGGGGAUGUGUUGCUGCAUAUUUACAUUCUGUUAAUGACAAGGAACUUGUUGACAGUCUCAACGCUGAGGGACAACUUGAUCAUAAAACUUUUAUUCGAUAUCAGCCUACAGAAUAUUUGAUGCAAGAUGUAAAGGAGCUUGUAGGCCGGGCCUUCUGUUUUUUACCUCUUCCGAUUAACACUGGUCUUCCAGUGCAUCUGAAUGCAUAUUUUGAAUUAUCCUCGAAUAGGAGAGAUAUUUGGUUUGGUAAUGACAUGGCUGGGGGCGGAAAAAUACGUUCUGACUGGAAUAGUUCCCUCCUUGUAGAUGUUGUUGCCCCUGCUUACGCACAUUUUCUCAAUGCUGUUGCAUUAGAGAUUGGCCCAUGUGAUCUCUUUUUUUCAUUUUGGCCCACAUUGGUCGGAAUUGAACCAUGGGCUUCACUAGUGAGAACAGUCUACAGAUCUAUUGCUGACCUAGGUCUUUGUGUUCUUUACACGAGAGCUAGAGGGGGCCAGUGGAUUUCAACAAGACAAGGUAUUUUCCCUGAUUUUACUUUUCUGAAAGGAAAUGUUCUUGGAGAGGCACUAUCCGAGUCUGGUUUACCUCUGAUAACCAUCACAAAGCCCAUUGCUGAAAGAUUUGUCAAUGCCUGCCCAUCUUUGCAUGUUCUAAAUCCUCCCUUGCUGAGAAGAUUGUUGAUUAGACGUAAGAGAGAAUUUAACAAGAAGGAUGCAAUGAUGCUGAUGCUAGAAUAUUGCUUGAGUGACAAGGAUGGGUCUGUAUUUUAUGAUGAUUUGUAUGGUAUUCCUUUGGUUCCUCUUGCUAAUGGCUCAUUUACAACAUUCAAGAAGCAUGGAGAGGGUGAAAGAGUAUUUGUUACAUCAGAACAUGAAUAUAAUCUUCUCAGUGAUUUACUUCCACAUCUGUUAGUUGACUACGAAAUUCCUGAAGUGAUCUUCAGAAAACUGCAUAGCAUUGCGGAAUCUGGGCAAUCGAAUCUGUCACUACUGACUUGUUGUUCACUUGUUGAUCUCCUUCCAAGGAUUCUGCCUCCAGAGUGGCACUAUGCUAAGCAGGUAUCUUGGAACCCUGGCCAGGAGGGUCAUCCAACUAUUGAGUGGAUUCAACUUCUCUGGAGCUACUUGAACUCUCAUUGCAAUGACCUUUCCAUGCUUUCAAUGUGGCCCAUUUUGCCUGUUGGAGAUUGUCAUCUCUUCCAACUUGUUGAAAAUUCGAAUAUCAUUAAAAAUGAAAGUUGGAGUGAAAAUAUGUUCUCUCUUUUGCAGAAAGUAGGAUGUUUCUUCUUGAGGUCUGACAUUCAGAUACAACAUCCUCAGUUGAAGAAUUUUGUGCAGGAUCCAACAGCAGCUGGGAUCUUGAAUGCAAUACGCGCCAUUGCUCAAUUGCCUCAUGAUAUCAUGAAUCUUUUUGUUGAUACACUAGAAGGAGAGAUACAUGAAUUGAGGAGUUUUCUACUCCAAUCUAAGUGGUUCUCUGGCAACGUAAUGGAAACUCGGCAUACUGACAUGAUCAAGCUUUUGCCUUUGUUUGAAACAUACAGAAGUAGGAAAUUUGUCUCUUUGACUAAUCCUACCAAAUGGCUUAGACCACACGGCAUACACGAGUACCUUUUGGAUGAGAAUUUCGUUCGGACCGAAUCAGAAAGAGAAAAAUCCAUUCUCAAAAGUUACAUGGGUACUAGAGAGCCUUCAAAAGCUGAAUUUUACAAAGAUCAUGUUUUAAACCAUAUGCCAGACUUCCUUUCUCAGCCAACUGUGCUCUCUUCAAUUUUAUGUGAUUUGAAAAAUCUCAUUGAUGUUGACAAUUCCAUGAAAAUCGUCUUUGCAGAAUAUCCUUUUGUUUUAUCAGCUAAUGGAUGCUGGCAGUGUCCUGCAAGGUACCCUUAUUCACCACGUUUUCAUUCGUGCUGGCCAUGUGCUGCAUUUUGAUAGUUUAUGCUAAUUUAUUCUCCAAAUAUGUUUUCGACUUGGUGCUUUAGUGUAGCAGUUUUAAGUGGUUGUAUGCUUCCAUUCUAAGAACGACGAAAAAAAAUCUAGUAAGAAAGUUUUUUGGCCUAGCAUAAGAGAUCCGGAUGACCUAUUGAUUGUUUCCAGCUUCGGGUUAUAAGAUUGGGCAUUUGGAAUGGUCAACUCUGCGAGAGUCUUAGCCAAUUGAUAUAUACCGGAUUGACUAUAGGUGUCAGACGUUAGUUUUAGCCAGGAAAAAAAACAUUUAGACGGGUCAACUGAGUCCGAAAGGACAGUUUGUUCUGGACAGGUUGACUAAGGUGGCUCAUGGUAGCCUGGGUAAUUGACAUGUCAACCUUGGGCCCAAGAGGGACGAUCUUGCUACUGUAAAAAUCACGACCUAAAAUAUUUUUUUAUAAUAUGAUGGAAAAUAUGACAAGGGGAUUUUCAUCAUCAAAGCACUGAGCUUAAGGUUCACCACUCUACUUUUGCCUUCUGAAACUCAUUAAUGACAUAAACCUCCGUAUGAUCCUUUUCAUAGGCACCUUUUCGAUUUUCUAAGAGUUCCACCAAAUCCCGUAUAGGAUUUCUGGCAAGGGUCGUGAGGCCUAAAGUUGGGCUGCCCUGAAAGAAUGCCAUAUGUAUGUAUGUUAUAUAAUCGAGUGAGGAGGAUUCACUAAUUAAUCAUGCAUUAACGUGUCAUUGUCGUCAGUAUGGAACUUCGUCUAUUUCGGAAAUUUGAAUCUCCUCUCGCCUAAUGGCGAAAUUGGUACAUCUUUUGAGUGUUGAUAGAAACUUGGCCACCGGCUGCAGUGGAUUUAUCAGGUCGCCUGUUUAACUAGUGGUCCAAUUUUUAUUUGUGUGUAAGAUGCAAGGGAGGGGUAUUACAUUUCUUUUUCAAUGUGUGACAAUUACAUCAGUUUUCAUUCUCUUCAAAAUCAUGUCAGUCGUGUAUUGCAAAGACAACCUCAGUAGUACACCCAAUCGUUGCUACUUGUCUACUGGUACCUUAUUUUUGCUAUCUAGAAGCUGGAAUAGAUUGCCUAAGCUUUGAUCGCAUCAGUGGCCGCAUCAGUGACCUGACUUCACAGUGGAAUAUUUAGUGUUAUGAACCUCUGAGUCAAGAUUUUUCUUGUUGGUUAUAACUCAGGUAGGGAUCAGCUACUUCUGGCCUGAUUUUGGGAAUAUAAGAUUCUGGGAACAGUUGGCAAAAUAAUCUAAAAGCAAUAAUAUCCUGAAACUUGGAAUUAAUGAAAUUACCUGUAAUAUUUUAUAUUAUGAUCCUUUAUGUCUGAGAUAAGUAUGAGUAGGUUUAUAUGAUGCAUUUCAGCGAAUAGCAUUGAAAUUUAUGUGAUUAGAUUUUUUUAUUUUUAUUUUUUGAGUUUCAAUAUGAACUUUUUUGAUACCUCCAGAAGAUCUGUGGAAUUCGAAUUGCUUCAUGAGAAAUUUCAUUUCAUACUUAGAAUCAAAUUACGGUUGGUUUCAGGCUUUAUGAUCCCCGUGUUCCGGGCUUAAAGAAACUACUUCACAAUCAUUACUUUCCUUGUGAUGAGUUUUCGAACACUGAAAUGCUCGAUAUACUGGCAUAUGUGGGACUUAAAUGUACUUUGGAUUUUACUGGUUUGCUGGACAGUGCGAGAUCAAUUUCUAUGCUGCACGAUUCUGGUGAUCCUGAUGCACUAAUUUUCGGGAAGAGGUUGCUUUCUUGUUUGGGUGCUCUGUCCUUAAAGCUCUCUUCGUGCUGCAAAGACAUGCAACAUAGCAGUAACGAUAGUGUGUUUCAUCUGGAGAAUGAUUUGAUGGUCACAGAACAUUCAGAAAAAGAUGUUUGUGAUGAUUGCAUGCAAUUGGAUUCAGAGGUUCAUGCGUGCCUUGGAGAUUUUAAUACCGAAUUUGAAGAUGAAUUCUGGUCAGAACUCAAAAAAAUUUCUUGGUGUCCAGUCUCUGUUAUUCCACCAAUGCAAGGAAUUCCAUGGUUCAGUUCGAAAAGCCUUGUGGCUUCUCCAGAUAUUACUAGACCCAAAUCCCAAAUGUGGAUUGUUUCAUCAAGAAUGAGGAUAUUGGAAUCUGAAUGUUCUCCAACUUACCUUCAGGAUAGACUUGGUUGGCUGGACCACCCUGAUAUCAGAAUUUUAUGUGCUCAAUUAAUCGCCAUCUCUAAAAUGUAUUACCAGCUUGAAUUGGACUCUGAAGAGAAAGCUUUUCUUGAUUCUCAAUUACAGAGGGAAAUUACUGCGCUUUACUUAAAAUUGCAGCACUUUGUUGGUCGUGAUGAUUUUAAAGUUGCAAAAGUUUCUCUUAGCAGUAGUCAAUGGGUGUGGGUUGGUGAUAAUUUUGUGUCAUCUUGUGCACUUGCAUUUGAUUCACCCAUCAAAUACCAUCCUUACUUGUAUGUUGUCCCGUCUGAGCUAUCAGGAUUCAGACCCUUACUUUUAGAAUUAGGUGUUAGGUCGACGUUUGAAGUUCUUGAUUAUUUGCACGUCCUACAACGCUUGCAUCAGGACCUCAAGGGCGAGUUAUUAUCACCUGAGCAGCUAAAUUUUGUUCUUUGCGUUCUGGAAGCAAUUUCAGACUGCUCUACAGAGAAGCCAUUGAAUGAUGGACUUUUGAGUUCACUAUUAGUUCCUGAUUUAUCUGGAGGCUUGGCAUAUGCAAAUGAUGUUGUGUAUAAUGAUGCGCCAUGGAUGGAAAAAAGCUGUCCUAAAAAGCUAUUUGUACAUCCAAGUGUUCGUGAGGAUCUAUCAAAGCAGCUGGGAUUACAAUCACUGCGUUCCUUGUCCUUUGUUGAUGAUGAGAUGACUAAAGAUCUGCCAUGCAUGGGCUAUAGUAAAAUCUCUGAGCUUCUUCAGUUGUAUGGAAACAAUCAGUUCUUGUUAUUUGAUAUCCUGGAAUUAGCUGACUGCUGUAACGCCAAGAAGGUUCACGUAAUAUAUGACAAGCGGGAGCAUCCUCGACAAUCCUUGCUACAGCACAACCUUGGUGAAGUUUUACUAAUUCUUAGAUGAUUAAUACUGUUUCUGACUGAGUCGUGAAACAUUUUUUGAGAAUUCUCUAAGAGUUCCUUUUCAUAUGUUUUUUCUAACAUUAGAUAAUUGUUUCUCAAUUCGGUUUGUAAUUUUUUGAAAAUGACAUCGUCCAGGUGAAUUUCAAGGUCCUUCUCUGUUAGCAGUUCUGGAGGGGACUACCUUAAGCCGGGAAGAGUUGUGCAGUCUGCAAUUGUCUCCUCCAUGGAAGCUUAGGGGGGCUACCCUUUAUUAUGGUUUAGCAUUGCUUAGCUGUCACUCAGUAUCAGAUCUUCUGUCAGUUGUUUCUGGUGGAUACCUCUACAUGUUUGAUCCUCUUGGUUUUGCUUUUUCCCCACAUUCAAAUACCAUACCAUCAGCGAAGAUGUUCUCAUUGAUAGGUACACAAUUUAACUUGGCAAUCAUGUACGCAAAGCAGAUAUCUCUUAUUUACUAUACAAAUUUCCUGCACAAGUUAAACAUAAAUGAUAUCCCUGGCAUUUCAUAUGAAUACAGUCUUCUUCACAUUUUCUGACAUUAUAGAGGUUGUAUGCAUAAAAUGGCACUAAUAAUGGUAAGCUUGCUGUCAAAUUUGGGGUCAUUAUCAGGCUGAUGCUCAAUCACGUGUGCUCUGGCCCUUUGUUUCAAAAGAUGGGUCCUAAAGGCCUGUGUCUUCUUGUAUCUUUAAGUAUUUUUCUUGCGAAGGUGCUAAUAGAUAAAACUAAACAUAUAAUAGUAAUUAGGAUCGUUUAAAACUCUAGCAAUUUGGUCGUGAUUGUCAUAGACAUGUGAUUCAUGUAUAAAACAUCUAUGCUGCAUUGCAGGUACUGAUUUGACAAAAAAAUUCCAGGAUCAGUUUCAUCCUAUGCUAAUGUAUGAAGAUGAGAUGUUUUCCAUUAAAGAUUCCACAAUUAUCCGGAUGCCUCUAUCAUCAAGACUUGCAGAAGAAUAUGGUGCUUCCUCAACGAGAGUAGAAGCAAUUUUUAACCAAUUUAUUGACCAUGGAUCUUCAACAAUUUUAUCCCUGAAAUCAGUUAUGAAGGUAUCGGAAAUAUUAUUCUACGAUUUUACAAUUAGAAAUGUUUGAAUGAUAUAUUAAAAUUGACAAUUUGGUGUAUCAGAUCUUUACCUGUGUUACUUGAAUUAGAUUUGUGUAUAGAUGUAUAUGCUUUAUUGAUAUUCCGUAAUUUUCAUCCUUGUUAUUGUGGAGCAUAGUGGGAUCAUGGUUUAUAAAAUUGGUCUGGCUUCUACAAAUCGAUCCAGCUUCUGAGCUCUGCAAUUUGUGCCAGGGUAUGUGCUGCAGAUGGGGCGGCCAAAUCUGCUGUACCCAUUCCAGUCCUACAUACCCUAGGAAAAUUUUCAGUAUAAGAACAGCCCGGGACAUUAAAACAUCCCAUCUUCUUCUGUGUGUUGCAUUUACAGAGAUGGCUAGAGGCCCAUAAUUUUUUUAUUUUGCCUAUUUCCUUCUUCUGCAGUAAUAAAUUCGGUGGUGGAAAGGGCUACUAGACAUUGGUGACAGAUUUUCAGCGGGGAUCAGAGUUCCCUCAAUAUCAGAUUGGGGACCCUUUUCAAAUUAGUCUCUUUUUAAAUGGAAGAAGUUAAACAUGUAGUUGAAAUAGUGGGCCUUUUUCACUCAUCAUGGUAUUGCAUGAUAUGAUUGAUUCUUUCACAUUUUUCACAUCUUUAAUUCUACGUUCUAGUUUGGGUAUUGUGCCCUUCCUAUGUUGUCCAGAUGAUAAGACCAUGAAAGAUUCUGUUUGCAUGUGAGGAUGCUUAUCAAAACAGUUUCGUGUUGAACGAGAGAAGUUGCACACUCGUGGUUAAACUAUAUGCCCACCCUACUUAUUACCAAUUCAGUUGAAUUAGAUGACCAGAUUCUCUUUUACACCAUUUGAAAUGAUUACAUUUUUUUAAUUUCCAUAUGCUUGGUCUAGUUUUAUAUUCAGAAGAUCACUCCAUUUCGUGGCAUUUCAAAAGCUAACAUCUUUUCUAUUGAUUUUAUACAACAUCUGUCACCUGGAGUCAGCAUUUUCACUUGUUAUUUAUAUUUCAGGUAUCCUUGUCGACUUGGGAGGUGGGAAAUCUGACUCCAUCGCUGGAUUAUUCUGUUUCUAUUGAUCCAAAAUCCGCCACUAUGAGAAAUCCUUUUUCCGAAAAAAAAUGGAGGAAAUUCCAUAUAUCCCGGUUGUUUAAUAGUUCAAAUGCUACUAUAAAGUCGCAUGUUAUGGAUUUACAUGUGUUUCAACGAGGAGAUGUUACCAUCAAUAAAUGGCUAGUUGUUCAUAGUAUGGGAUCUGGACAGACAAGAAACAUGGCCCUUGAUAGGUAUGUCUGUGAAUGAGUGUGAAGGUGUUCGUUGAUCAAAAAUCAUUUUUUUAUAGUUGGUUUUUGCCACCAUUGUUAUUUUCUUAAAAUGGAAUUUAAAUAUAGUUUAAAGAUAGCGGUUAGAUUUCACAUUUUUUCAUUUCUAUUACUAGGGAGUGUACGAGUAGGGGAGCGACUCGUACAUGUUAAAUAGUAGGGUGUAAUUUUUAAUAUUGUUUCGUUUCCCAUUUUACAGUAGUUGGCCAACCAACGUGAUGGUGCUGUCCACCAAGUAAAUUUUUUGCCAAUCAAACAAUCUUAGUUGAACGGCAAAAUAUGCAUCAUGCGUCCCCGGAUUGUGCAUUGUAAAGAAUUUAGUAGUCCACCUAUAGUUUCAUUUAUUAGUGGAAGGGUUGACUGAUUGAACAUGAACGAGUGGGGGAGCGAACGGAAUCAUUGUGAAAAGUUUUAUGGUUAAAAAUUAAAUAUCUCACUUUAAAAAUUAAACUUCUUAGAAGAUUCAAAGAGCUCUGUGUUUGAAAAACUAAACGCUGGAAAGUAGGGAAAUGGCUUUCUACACUUGUUGACUUUAUGCCCGACGCUAAUGUCUCACAUUUUCUCCAUCUUCUUAAAUUUCAUGUUUGUAUCUUCCCACUCAGUUAAAUUCUUGAGUUGAUGCUAAUUUAUGUCAAUAUUUAUAAUCCUUUAUUCGGCUGAAAUUCCAAUUUUCCUAGGAUUUAUACCAAACCAAACAUCAGAUUUUAAAACAACAUAGAUUUUUAUAUUUUUUUGCAAAGUAGGUCUAAUAGUCUGACCUGAUUUUUAGUUGGAUUCUGUCUAUUUUUAGUAGCGCAUUGCUGAUUCUUAAUAUAUUUUUCAGGCGAUAUGUUGCUUAUAACCUAACACCUGUAGCUGGAGUUGCAGCACACAUAUCUCAAAAUGGGAUGCCAAUUAAUCAACGCUCAUCCAGCUGUGUCUUGUCUCCCCUUCCUCUUUCUCAAAAAAUAAAUUGGCCUGUCACUGCUAUGGGAUGUUUCCUUGUUUGUCACACUGGUGAACGGUAUCUUUUCAAUAAAGAAGGUGGUGCAACUAUUUCCAAACUUCACCUUGACUCCACAAAACAACUCAUGGAAGCUUGGAACAAGGAACUUAUGUUUUGUGUUCGUGAUUCAUAUAUUGAAAUGGUGUUGGAGCUCCAAAAGCUCCAAAGAGAUCCUUUGAAUCCAAGUACUGAGACCAAUAAUACUGCUUCCUUGAGUUCCAUUCUUUGUGCUUAUGGUGAUAGUGUCUACUCAUUUUGGCCAAGAACACCUCAAAAACCUUCUCCUGAUCAACCCAUUCCUUUCAAUAAUGACACAUGUUUAGCAGAAGCAAAUGAAGUAGAUUGGCAAUACAUGAUUCAAUAUGUAAUAAGGCCUUUCUAUGAGCGUAUUGUUGACCUUCCUGUUUGGCGGUUAUAUCGUGGAGACAUAGUUAAAGCUAACGAGGGUAUGUUCCUUUCACAAUCAGCGAAUGAUACAGGUUGCGGGCUUCCCCCUGCCAAUGUAUGCAGCUUCGUCAAGGAACACUAUCCUGUUUUUUGUGUUCCUUCAGAAUUAGUCAGUGAAAUACAGGCUGUUGGGUUUAAGGUGAGAGAAAUCAAGCCCCAGAUGGUUCGGUCUUUGCUCAAAGCCUCUAGAUCAGUUGCACUUCGGUCUAUUGAUAUAUAUUUAGAUGUCUUGGAUUAUUGUUUGUCUGAUAUCGAGCAUCUGCUGUCAUCUAACGAGAGUGAAGCUGAAUCUUCUAGUCAACGUAUUUGUGUGGAGCCAGUGGGUAGAAUUCACGCAGAAAAUCAUUCUACUCUUAGGAACCAAACCUCUUCUUUGCAAGACCCAGAUUUUCAUAGAACUCGUCAUUUCAUUUCCCACGAUAAUCCAGGAAGCGAUGCACUGGAAAUCGUUGGUAGCUUUGGUAGAGCCUUAUAUGAUUUUGGCCGUGGAGUUGUUGAAGAUAUUGGCAGGACUGGUCAUCUAGUUCAAAGUACUACUGUCACAGAUGACAAAGUAUACUCUAGAAAGCCCUUGCAAUCAAUAGCUCAUGAGUUAAAAGGAUUGCCUUUUCCAACUGCAAAAAAAAAUCUUUCCAGGUUAGGAAUUACCGAACUUUGGAUUGGAACAAAGGAGCAGCAGUCGCUAAUGCGCCCACUUGCGGACAACUUUAUUCAUCCAGAGUGUUUGGAGCGUCCAGCAUUGUCUGUAUGCCUGCUGAAAAAUACCAUUCAUAGCAUUUUGAAAUUAGAGUCGUUUUCUCCUUACCUAUUGUCGAAACAUCUGAGAUCCCUUUUCAGCGAACAUUGGGUAGAUCAUGUUCUAGAAUGCAAUAGGACUCCAUGGAUUUCUUGGGAGAAGAAAACAGAAUCCCUGGAUGGUCCAUCAGCAGAGUGGAUUAAGUUAUUUUGGGGAAUUUUUAAUGCCAUGCAUGGAGAUCUUUCACUUGUCUCUGAAUGGCCAUUUAUUCCAGCUUUUCUUAAUAGAUCAAUCUUAUGCCGUAUCAGGGAGUGCAACCUGGUGUUCAUUCCUCCAGUUAUUGAAACAACUUUUGAAGUUCCAUUAGGUACGAAUUUUGACACCAGUGGUAUUCUCUAUUCUUCAGAGAACAGUGAUGGUGAGUCUGACAUGACAAAAUUGUACAUUACCUCCUUUGAGAUGACCAAAUCAAGAUACCCAUGGUUGUUUCUGCUGCUUAAUCAAUGUAAUAUACCAGUUUAUGAUAUGACUUUCUCAAAUCAAGGUGCCCCAGAGAUUUGUUUCCCUGCCCUUGGUCAAUCCCUUGGACAAGUAAUUGCCUCUAAGCUACUUGCUGCCAAGCAGGCUGGUUAUUUUUCUGAGCCAGAUCCUUUUUCACAUGAAGAUCGUGAUAGAUUGUUUAACCUCUUUAUGUCAGAUUUCAAAUCGUCUGCUGGCUCUUUUUACAAAAGAGAAGAAAUCGAUGUUUUACGAGUACUUCCAAUUUUUAAAACAGCCGUUGGAAGCUACACACAAUUAUGCAAUGAUGACCAAUGUCUCAUUCCUUCAGAUGCAUUCUUCCACCCAAAAAGUGCAAUUUGCCUCUCUAGUUCACGGGAUGAGAGCCUUUUUUACCGAUCUCUCGGGGUAAAUGAGCUACAGAACCAUGAAAUCUUGGUGCGAUUUGCAUUGCCUGGGUUUGAAGAGAAAACUUCGAAGGAACAAGACAACAUUUUGAAGUAUCUAUAUAUGAAUUGGCAAGAUAUACAUUUGGAUUCUCGUGCCAUUGAGACUCUAAAAGAAACUCAUUUUGUACGAAAUGCAAAUGAACUUUGCUCACAACUGUUUAAGCCUAGAGACCUUCUUGACCCUUGUGAUCCCUUACUGAUGUCAGUGUUCUCUGAGGAGAGGAACAAGUUUCCUGGUGAACGGUUUACUUCUGAUGGAUGGCUCAGAAUAUUGAAGAAAACAGGGAUUAGAACAUCUUCAGAUGCAGAUGUGAUAGUUGAAUGUGCAAGAAAGUUAGAGCUUCUUGGGAAAGAAAGUAUGAAAUGUUUAGAAAAUAAUAAUGACACGGAUUCAGAAUUCUGGUGUUCUUCGAAAGGGAUAUCAUCAGAAUUAUGGUCACUAGCAGCAUCUGUUGUUGAGACAAUAUUUGCAAACUUUGCAGUUUUAUAUGAUAAUUCCUUCUGUGGUUUGCUCAGCACAAUUGCAUUUGUACCUGCUGAAAAGGGUUUUCCAAGCAUCGGUGGCAAAAAAGGAGGGAAAAAAGUGCUUUCUUCAUUCAGUGAAGCAAUUUUGUUGAAGGACUGGCCUUUGGCCUGGAGUUGUUCUCCAAUAUUAGUAAAGGAGAAUGUUGUUCCUCCAGAAUUUGCUCGUGGAGCAUUGCGGUUUAGGAGUCCCCCAGCAUUUUCUACAGUACUGAAGCAUUUACAGGUAACUGAAAAUCCAUUGUUGAGGUUCUCAAUCUUCUAGUUGGAACUUUGCUGAUGAGAACUGCUUUCAGGUUGUUGGAAGGAACAAUGGUGAAGAUAUUCUUGCUCAUUGGCCAGCAUCAAUUGGCAUGAUGACAGUUGAAGAAGCUUGUUGUGAAAUUUUGAAAUACUUGGAUAGAAUUUGGAAAUCUCUUUCUUCUUCAGGUCAGGUCUAUUGCUUACAUCCGAUAUUUUUUUCUGAGAGAAAGGUUCCAUCCCGUUUUAAAAUUAUAGAUGUAUUAUGCAAGGGCAAGUCUCUCAACAUGUAUAUGUUAUGUGCACAUUCUACUCCAAUACCCCUUGUUUCAAGUGCUGAGAACAGAGGAUAGAAUGAACAAUACUUUUUCGGAAUUAAACAAAAUGUCCUUGCCGCUUUCCUUAGGGCGAAUAUUUUUGGGUUACAACUUCAGAAACUGUCUGAAGUAGUCUGUAAAUGAUUGUAACUUUUUGAGCAUUACCCUCGCUUUACCCGCACAUUGUGAAAGCUAUCUCCCCCUUUUUGACUGGCUGUGAUGAAGCGUUUGAAAUCAAUAAUUUUCUGUGACAUUUUAGCGGAGGCAUCUCAAGAUCCUUACUAAAUAUCUGAACAUAAUUUAGCCAUUUGCAUGGGACUGCUAAAGUCAGUGAUUCCAUGACAUAGUUCUUGAUCUUUUUGGUCAAGUGCGUCCCGGUCGGUUCUAGCCAACCUUUCAGUGUUUUACAAUUCCUUAUGGAGGAUACCCAUGCCAUGCUGAUGCAAAUUCCAUGUCGCCACGGUUUCCUGGUCCCACAACUGAAACAACAUUUUAAUUGACUUUUAGCCACAUAAAGGUAUGCUUCUUAGGAAAUUUGAGGAGUAGAUCUAGGGCGACUUCCCAUCUUAAGAUUCUUCUUUAUCAUUAUUAACCUCACCUGUGUGCUUCUCCACCAUCUCAUGUUUUAAAAGAAAAGUCGGGUUUUUAUUUUCACCCUCACCUUUCAAUUGACGUUUUCAGUAAAUGGUCCAAGUCUUUUCUCAUUACCCACAAAACCAUGGCCUAAGUUUUUUAAAUGGCCACAAGUAGCAUGCAUUUGCAUUUAUGAGUGUCUUGAUUUCGUAUAGAACAUAUUUGAAAGUGCAAGCUGCAAGCUGCGAAAAACAAAUCGGUCCCAGGGACUAGCAUGGUGCAUAGAUUACCAGCUGAACAGGAAAGCAUGUAAUGUGUCGCCAAAAUUUUAAUGACUAUGAACCUUUUAUAUAUACAGUAAAUCUCUUCAUUUCAAAUGAUAGUGUACUUCAUUGUGGCUUAGUUUGGAAAAAUGAGAAUAUUUUAAAGAAUGAUAGUGUACUUUUAAGAAAUCAGAAAUUUUGCGUACUCCAAACUUUCUGGCCACUGUAUGGCGUCCCCAUCAGCAAGAGGGGACCUCCUACUUAUUUCCAUGCGCUAACUUUAUGCAGUUUGACUUAGGAAACAUUCCCAUUUUUAGUAAGAAUACUUGGAUUCCAUAUUUCUUAAGCCCAUGAGGAGUUGAUUUACCGACAGGUUUUCAUAAGGUCUAAAUUCUUUAUUUAUUUUCUUUAUAAAUUAUGCUUUUACGACUCAAAGUUUUAGUGACAUGUUGUGUCUAUAUUGGGAAAUCUAGGCACAUAAAUCUGAAGUUCUUUUAAUCCGCAGAUAUACAAGAGUUGCAGAAGGUGGCAUUCAUUCCAGUAGCAAAUGGAACUCGUUUGGUCACUGCAAAUUCUCUGUUCGUUCGUCUCACAGUCAACCUGUCUCCAUUUGGUUUUGAACUUCCUAGUCUGUAUCUUCCAUUUGUUAGAAUUCUCAAGGACAUAGGGAUUCGGGAGCUUCUGUCUGUCGCAUAUGCCAAGGAUCUUCUUCUAAACAUCCGAGAAUUGUGUGGAUAUCAGCACCUGAAUCCAAAUGAAUUACGUGCUGUUAUGGAGCUUCUGCAUUUCAUUUGUAAUGAAACAAGUUUAUCAAGAUUAAAUAGUUCAGAGUGGUUCCCUGAUGCCAUAGUCCCAGAUGAUGGCUGCAGGCUCGUCAUGGCAAAGUCAUGUGUCUAUGUUGAUGUCCACGGAUCACAAUUUCUCACUAGCAUAAAUACUUCCAUGCUGAGAUUUGUUCAUCCACAGCUUCCUGAAAAGAUGUGCCUAGCCUUAGGUGUCAAGAAGCUUUGUGAUGUUGUCGUGGAGGUAAGAUAUCUUUGCAUGGGAACUUGUUCUGUAUGAACUUCAUAUAAAUAUUUUCUGGAGGGAAAGAAAUAGAGGAUCAUUUUAUAUGCUUUUACAGUGGCUUAGAAUUAUUUAUCUCAAUCUGUUGCAGGAACUGGAAGAACAUCAGCAAUUGGUUGUUCAGGAUGAGAUUGGACUGGUUCCAUUGAAGAGAAUGAGAGAUAAACUUCUGAGCAAAUCAUUUUUGGAAGCACUCUGGUUUAUCGUCAACAGCUCGGUUGACCGCAUGCCCUUGUUAGAAGGCUUAACGUGGGAGGAUUUACAGUCGUCGCUUCAUUGCAUUUCCAAGAAAUUACAGUUCGUACAAUACAUCCACACACGCUUUCUAUUAUUACCAAGAUUGUUGGACAUUACUCGGAAAGGAAACUUCUUCAUCAUCCCUGAAUGGGAAGACACUGCUACAAGACACCGAACAACCCACUUUGUGGACAAGUCAAGGGCUCGUAUCUUAGCGGCCGAGCCUCCGAGCUAUAUGUCAAUCUAUGAUGUUAUGGCAGCUGUUGUGAGCCAGGUUCUGGGCUCACCCACCGCAUUGCCCAUUGGGCCCCUUUUUUCCUGCCCUCCAGGAUCUGAGAAAGCCAUUGUGAGGCUGCUUAGAAUGGGCUCUGAAGGGAAAGUUGCUAAAAAUGAAAGUAAGAACGGUGUAUCAGUAGGCGAAGAACUGUUGCCUCAGGAUGCCCUCCAGGUACAGUUCCACCCACUACGGCCAUUCUAUGCAGGGGAGAUAGUCGCUUGGAGGUUAGGCAAGGAUGGGGAGAAGCUGAAGUAUGGUAAAGUGCCUGAAGACGUCAGGCCGUCCGCUGGGCAAGCUCUUUAUAGAUUUUCUGUGGAGACUGCAUCUGGGAAAACUCAAACCUUACUUUCCUCCCAAGUCUUCUCCUUCAGAAGCGUUUCGAUGGCUGAUGCAAGUUCGACAUCUCAGAAGGCAAAAGAGUCGUCUGAGCAGGUGUCUACGGGUGUUGUGUCUCAGGCGGCUUCAUCUGAGCAGGUAAAACCUUUGAAGAGCGACUUCUUUGAAAUGCUUUUGAAUAUACGAUUUUUGGGGUGUUCAAUUGAAAAGGGUACUGUUGUUCUGUACGACAGCUGGGCCAAGGGAUGCAGUAUGGGCGAGUGUCUGCGACAGAGUUGGUCCAAGCCGUACAUGACAUGCUUUCGGCAUCCGGGAUCAGCAUUGACACCGAGAAGCAGGCAUUGAUGCAGAUGAAUCUGACCCUUCAAGAACAGCUCAGAGAAUCCGAAGUUUCUCUCCUUGUCGAGCAGGUCUGCAUCACCCAUAUCUGUCAGUUUUCUUCUAAAGUCAACUCCGUCUACGUCAGGUUUCUCAUGUGAUUGCAUUAAAUUACCCUCUCUAACUACGGUUUCCACCCACAUCUGGAGAGCUGCAUGCGCCUGUUUAAAGCAAACAGACCCCCCAGUCUAUCUAACGGAUCCGCGGCAUUUUUCAGGAGAAGGCUGAUUCGGCGGUGAAAGAAGCUGAUGCCGCCAAGGCGGCAUGGCUAUGCCGGAUUUGUCUUGCCGCCGAGGUUGAGAUUGCGACAAUUCCCUGUGGCCAUGUCCUCUGCCACAGAUGCUCGUCUGCUGUUUCUCGAUGCCCGUUCUGCCGGGUCCAGGUCUCCAAGACCAUGAAAAUUUUCCGUCCCUGA